Anarrhichthys ocellatus (wolf-eel) is the source of this 1262-nucleotide messenger RNA. Its product is annotated as ADP-ribosyl cyclase/cyclic ADP-ribose hydrolase 1-like. Bases 102 to 929 code for a protein of 275 amino acids. Gene Ontology annotation, cellular component: plasma membrane. The transcript is spliced from 8 exons. NCBI's taxonomy places the organism in Eukaryota, Metazoa, Chordata, Actinopteri, Perciformes, Anarhichadidae. Gene Ontology annotation, biological process: positive regulation of B cell proliferation. The record is from RefSeq and is a predicted model, not a curated record. Gene Ontology annotation, molecular function: phosphorus-oxygen lyase activity; NAD+ nucleosidase activity, cyclic ADP-ribose generating.
AAUAGAAGCACGAGAGCGAGCGUCAUAUCACUGACAGCAGCCAACGGUGUCCACCGCCAGGCUUCCGCUGUGUUAAGACUUUUUUUAAAGCGCUUUUUAAAAUGGAGCAUGGAGAGACUCGUCCUCCGGAGAAGAGGCGCAGGAGACGCCGUAUUAUUUUAAGUGUCGUCGCUGUCCUGCUGCUGAUUAUUGUCGUCGCCGUUGUGUUGGGACUGACGGUCCAGCAGAACACACGCACACUUAAGACAACAUUCAUUGAGAGGUGUGAGGAGUUCAAGGGAUACGACUGUCAAAAGCUUUGGGGUGUGUUUGAGCGAGCCUACGUAGGGCUGGACCCGUGUGAGGUUCCCAUGGAAGCCUAUGACCCUUUGAUGGCCGCGGUCCCCUUCAAGCCUGAAUGCAACAGAAAGAUAUUCUGGAGCAAAACGAAGGAUGUGGUCCAUGACUUCACUGAGAAGAGGGAUUGUUUUUACACCGUCGAGAAAACUCUGUUGGGAGCGGUGCUGAACGGGCUGACCUGGUGUGGAAAGGAGGGCAGCAGUGAAACGUUCACUACCGGCUGCCCGGGAUGGACCGACUGUGCGAACAACACUGUUCGCUCCUUUUGGAACAGAGUCUCAGCCUCUUUUGCAGAUGUGGCCUGUGGUGACGUCGCAGUGAUGCUGAACGGAUCCAUCGCCACACCAUUCCAUCCUGCAAGUGUGUUUGCGAGCAUCGAGGUGAAGCGGUUCCACUUUCCCAGGGUGAAAAGCCUGAAUGUUGUUCUGGUCACACAGGAGAACUUUGUGACAAACUGCACAAAUGCAUCUUUAAAGGACUUGCAGAAAGAGCUGGAUCAAGGAAUGACCUACGACUGCAAGGAAGUGUCUGAAGCUCAGAUCCAGGAGUGCAGCUCUAAUCCAGAGAAACCCUGUGGAGCCUGUUGGUGAACUAAAUAUCAGAUCAUACAAGACACGAUAAUAACCAGCUGUGAAGUUCAUCUCUGUAAAGUCUUUGUAUAUUAGAUAAUGUGCUAUUAUUAUGCAGGGACUUGUUUUUGUACCUGUGGACCAGUUUGAUUUAAUGUGAAAUGUUUUGUAUGAAUGUCACUCACACGUUUUUAUAAUAUGACAGCGCACCUUUUCUUUUAAUCAAAUCUUAAGAGUUGUGGUAAAGUGUCGUGUACCGUAGGGCGAACUUCCAGUGCUGCUUUCUAACUCCACUGACAAGCUCCUCACCUGGUGGCACAAUCUGAAAUGAUUUUAAAUAAAAUGUUAAAAUAC